ACCACCGCGGGGCUAUAUUUGCUUAUUGAUCGGAUACUUCGGAUUGACAACGACAUUUAUUUACAUAUCUAUCACAUCAUGCCCAUCUUCAGUCCUUUAUGAAACCAUUCCUCCGACUCUUUUCCUCCCCAAGAGAAUUUUCAAUACGAUACCGAACUACCUGUGUCUCAAAAUCUAAUCCCAGCGCAUUCGGAUUCCUAGCAACACCCUGCCGACAGACUUAUAGAUCAUUCUUCGCAUCCCGCUCAAAACACACCAUGGCCGCCAGUAUCGAAGCAUCCAAACGGGCCGCGGCCAAAGUCGCCGUCCAAAACCAUUACCCCCUCAACGCAAAAUGGGUCGGAAUCGGUAGCGGUACAACCAUUGUCUACGUUGUAGAAGCCAUCAAAGAAUUAGGAAUCGACACGAGUCUGACCAGAUUCGUCCCGACGGGUUAUCAAUCGAAACAACUGAUCAAACAGGCUGGGUUGACGGCAGUGGAAUUUGAUGCUCUUCCAGAGGACGUUGUGCUCGAUGUCGCAUUUGAUGGUGCGGAUGAGGUGGAUGAUGAUUUGAAUUGUAUCAAGGGCGGUGGUGCUUGUCUUUUCCAAGAGAAGAUUGUUGCUCUUCAAGCGAAGGAAUUUAUCUGUGUUGCUGACUCGAGAAAACUUCAAAACCGCCUCUUGACCAAUUGGAAAUAUAUUCCUAUUGAAGUUGCGCCUAUAGCUGCGAAUCGAGUUAUUCGCAAACUGACCGAACUGGGCAGCAUCAAACCCGCCAUUCGUCUCAAUACCGUUGCCAAGGAAGGUCCCCUCAAGACAGACCAGGGCUUCUUCAUUGUCGAUGCACCAUUCCUCCCUCUUCUAACUCCAUCGGACGUCAAAGCCGGCAAGGACGGCAACGGUACGGACGGGGUAUGGGAAGUUGAGACCCUUGCAAACAAGAUCAAGGCUAUCCCUGGUGUUUUGGAAGUGGGUAUUUUCUGUGGGGUUACUGGUCCUGAAGCUCAGUCUUUGGGGUCUACUGGAGGACAGAAACCUGUUGCUGCGUAUUUUGGUAUGCCAGAUGGCACAGUGACUGUUCGAAAGGCUGCUAUUUAAUUAUUUUCUUCUUGUCAAUACCCGCACUUAUUAGUAUUAUCCUUUCAAAGAUAGACGUUGGCAGGUUCCGAAAGAAUCUGAUUACAAAAUAGGACCAUUGAAGAGGUACUCGAUCUAUAAAUACAACAGACGCCACACUUUUUGAACCCAAUACGAAAUUCGCCAGCCGCCAGAAUAUGAGAACCCAUUAUUAUUCAGUUGAAUUGUAACUUACUUAGCCCCCUUGCCCUUAGCCUCAGUCUCACCAAGUUCGCGAAUGAAUAUCUGAACCGUACCAGGCUCGAUAUCAUCCUUCCCAUCUUCAAACCCCGAACUAACGGCAAUCGCAAGAUAUUUCCCAUUCGAACUAAAACUGAGCGCGGCAACACUAGCUGGAUAUUUCUGAUACUGCCGAAUUCUCCUCUUCGCAAUCCCGUCCCAUAAAGCAACCACGCCGUCUCCACCCCCAGAUGCAAAUGUGCCAUGGAUGGGGUGGAAUGAGAGUGCGUUAACGGGAUAAACGACAUCGACAUCAUCGACGGUUUGUCGAUGACACUUGAAUGCGUAUUUGCGAGCUUGUGACUCUGUAGAAGGAUCGAACCAUUCAACUGCGACUCGACCCUCGAUACUGGACGAUGCAUACCCAGCAUCGUCAGGCAUGCAUGCAACAGCCCUCGUCAUGAAUUUCAGACUACUUUCCCGUCGCUGCCAAGGUUCGAUUUCGACUUUGUUAACUGACGGAGGUUGAAAAUCAGCUUGAUCGGUUAUGAGAGCAAGAGAUUUAAGGUCGUAGAUAUGUAGUGCUCGAGAAGCCAUAGCGACAACGAGUUUUGUGGGGGAGAGUGAGAGAGAAAAUGGUUUGGAUGGUAGUGGGAUCACUGCUGGUGUAGAAUCUGCGUUGAGUCGGUGGACGUGGAGUGUUGAGUCCCAUGAUGCGGAGAUUACGAUGGAGUGUUCUUUGCUGUAUACCACGGAUUUGACGCCGGCUUCAUGGCUCGAAAGUACAGUUUGUGCAGAGGUGUUGACGUUGAUUCU
Molecule: messenger RNA, 2093 nt
Organism: Talaromyces stipitatus ATCC 10500
Lineage: Eukaryota; Fungi; Ascomycota; Eurotiomycetes; Eurotiales; Trichocomaceae
Product: ribose 5-phosphate isomerase A
Exons: 3
Coding region: 99-1079 (326 amino acids)
Biological process (GO): D-ribose metabolic process; pentose-phosphate shunt, non-oxidative branch
Cellular component (GO): intracellular membrane-bounded organelle
Molecular function (GO): ribose-5-phosphate isomerase activity
Source: RefSeq, a predicted model, not a curated record